Molecule: messenger RNA, 852 nt
Organism: Closterium sp. Naga37s-1
Lineage: Eukaryota; Viridiplantae; Streptophyta; Zygnematophyceae; Desmidiales; Closteriaceae
Source: the annotation of a GenBank genome assembly
AUGAAUACGAGAAUCCUCGAUUCGCUCUUCCUCUUUCAGCUUGAAUCUCCUCCCUUCGCCUUUGCUCAGUCGCCUUCCCUGGUCGCGUCUGCCUCCCUUGCAGCAGCAGUAGGUGCAUUGUCUCUCUCCUUGCUAGGCCUUGCCGCGCCAGAAACGGCUGCAGCAGCAGCGACAGCUGACGUCAUCGCCGCUUCCGCUGCGGUGCCAGCUGGCGUCAGCGGCAUUUUGGAUCUCGCUGACUUCCAGGCUGGAUUUGCUUCGGCCUUCCUCCUGGUCCUCUUCUCUGAAAUCGGCGACAAGACGUUCUUCAUCGCGGCAGUGCUGGCCACGAGGCGACCCAAUCUGGAGGUCUUCGCAGGCACCUUUGGCGCCCUCGCAGUCAUGACGGUCCUGUCGGUGGCUCUGGGUCGAAUCUUCCACUAUGCAGACGAGCUCCUUCCUGCCUUCGGCUCGUUUAACUUCCCUCUGGAUGAUGUCGCCUCUGUGGUUCUGCUGGUCUUCUUCGGCCUCUCCACACUGAGGGACGCAGCAGGCAUGGACUCCAAGGCGGAGGAGGAGCAGCAGGAGGCAGAGAAGGCAGUAGCAGGGCUGAACGCAGCAGAGGGCACAGAGGGCGGCAUCUCCCUGGCAGUGCUGGCGUCGGUGUUUGCUCUCGUGUUCACAGCCGAGUGGGGCGACAAAUCCUUCUUCUCCACCAUUGCCCUGGCGGCAGCAUCAUCCCCAGCGGGAGUGGUCACAGGAGCCGUGGCGGCUCAUGGGGUGGCGACAGUGAUGGCAGUGCUGGGCGGGUCAUUCCUUUCCAAAUACAUCUCUGAGAAGGUGAGUGUGCUCGUCAUGGCAGCGGGUGGGUGA